This is a messenger RNA of Beauveria bassiana ARSEF 2860, 1053 nucleotides long. Its product is annotated as RNA polymerase Rpb3/RpoA insert domain-containing protein. The record is from RefSeq and is a predicted model, not a curated record. Bases 1 to 1053 code for a protein of 350 amino acids. Lineage: Eukaryota; Fungi; Ascomycota; Sordariomycetes; Hypocreales; Cordycipitaceae. The transcript is spliced from 3 exons. Gene Ontology annotation, biological process: DNA-templated transcription. Gene Ontology annotation, molecular function: protein dimerization activity; DNA binding; DNA-directed RNA polymerase activity. Gene Ontology annotation, cellular component: RNA polymerase II, core complex.
AUGGACGGCAUGAAUUACGAUCCAAUGAUGGUGGAUGCAGAGGCGGAGCAGCCGCAUGUGACGGUUCUGGCGGCCGAUACCACAAAAGUCGAAUUCGAACUAUCGAGAACGAACCUGUCCUUUGCCAACUCGCUGCGGCGCGUCAUCCAGGCCGAGGUGCCCACGGUGGCAAUUGACCUCGUCGAAAUUGAAAUCAACACGUCGGUGCUGGCGGACGAGUUCAUCGCGCACCGGCUGGGCCUGAUCCCGCUCGACUCCAAAGACGUUGACGAGCUCAACUACUCGCGCGACUGCGAUUGCGAGCAGUACUGUGAGCAGUGCAGCAUCACGCUGACCCUGCACGCUAAAUGUACUUCGGACGAGAAUAUGAAGGUUUACGCGCGCGACCUCAUCGUGGACGGCCGCCACGCGACGUCGAUUGGCACGCCUAUAAUUACGGACCCCGACGGCGUCGGCUGCCUGCUCGCCAAGCUGCGACGCGACCAGGAGCUGCGACUCAAGUGCGUCGCGAAAAAGGGCAUCGCCAAGGAGCACGCCAAGUGGAUGCCCACGUCGGCGGUCGGCUUUGAAUACGACCCGCAUAACAAGCUGCAUCAUCUCGACAUGUGGUUUGAAAACGACACUAAUCCCAAGGAUGAAUGGCCUGUGAGCAAAUACGGCGCGUGGGAGUCAGAGGAGCAAAAGAACGAGCCGUUCAACUACGACGCCAAGCCGGAGCGCUUCUACUUUGACGUCGAGACCUCGGGCGGCAUGGAGCCUGACCAGAUUGUGCAGAGCGGCAUCCGCGUGCUACAGCAAAAGAUUGGCGGCCUGCUCAAGGGCCUCGACCCGCGCAAGUACGGCGGCGAGGAGGCCGGCGGCGAGUUUGACGGCCCCCGCAGUCCGGACAUGAACAUGGAGGGCGGUACCACGCCGUGGCAGGAUGGCGGCUACACGACGCCGUACGGAGGGGGGAACACGACGGCAUAUGGUGGUGGCGGCGGCGGCGGCACGGCGUACGGUGGCGGUCCUGGCUACGGGACGACGCCUUACGGGCAGUCGAGCUGGCAAUAA